AUGGGGUGUAUGAGCUCCAAAUCCGCCGCGACCCCGGCGGAGAAGGAGGCCGUUCAACAGAAUGCACGGAUCGAAAAGGUGAUCAAAACUGAUAAGAAGACGUUGGAUCGAACAAUCAAGAUUCUGCUCCUCGGUGCUGGAGAAUCGGGGAAAUCGACUAUCAUUAAGCAGAUGCGAAUCAUCCACGCGGGCGGAUUCCCUGACGAUGAGCGCCGACAAACGCGGGCGGUCAUUUACUCCAACAUGGUGAUCGCCUUCAAGGUCCUCUUGGAAAUCAUGCGAACCCAGAAAAUCGAUUUCGAGCUAGAGAAGACAAAGCCGUUAGCAACCCUCAUCGACAAGACGGACCCGGACGUAAAUAUUGAUGACGCCUUUACGGACCUCACGAUUCGAGACGCCAUGCAGGAAAUGUGGGAGGAUAAAGGUGUUCAAAAAGCUGUCGCUCGAGGUCACGAGUUUGCUCUACAUGAUAAUCUGCAAUACUUCUUCAGUUCUCUCGAUCGCGUUUUCACGCCAGGAUGGCUUCCAGAUAAUCAGGAUAUGCUACAAGCCCGUCUCCGGACGACAGGGAUCACGGAGACGCUGUUUGAGCUAGGUCAGAUGAACUUUCGCAUGAUGGACGUUGGUGGCCAGCGCUCAGAGCGAAAAAAGUGGAUUCACUGUUUCGAAGGCGUCCAAUGUCUUCUAUUCAUGGUUGCGCUGUCUGGUUAUGACCAGUGCCUGGUUGAAGACCAGAAUGCUAACCAAAUGCACGAGGCCAUGAUGCUGUUCGAGUCCCUGGUGAACGUUGACUGGUUCAAGCGCAAACCUAUCAUCCUCUUCCUUAACAAGAUUGAUCUCUUCAGGGGGAAACUCGGCGUCUCGCCCGUCUCCAAACAUUUCCCGGACUACGCCGGAUCGGACACUGAUUUCGAUGCGGCGGCCAAAUAUUUCGCGGAUCGAUUCCGGGGCAUCGAUCGAAUCCCAGAUCGCGAGAUCUACAUUCAUUACACGAAUGCCACCGACACCACCUUGCUCAAGGCAACGAUGGAUUCGGUACAAGACAUGAUCAUCCAAAAGAACCUGCACACGUUGAUUUUGUAA
Molecule: messenger RNA, 1083 nt
Organism: Penicilliopsis zonata CBS 506.65
Lineage: Eukaryota; Fungi; Ascomycota; Eurotiomycetes; Eurotiales; Aspergillaceae
Exons: 5
Coding region: 1-1083 (360 amino acids)
Biological process (GO): G protein-coupled receptor signaling pathway
Cellular component (GO): heterotrimeric G-protein complex
Molecular function (GO): G protein-coupled receptor binding; GTPase activity; G-protein beta/gamma-subunit complex binding
Source: RefSeq, a predicted model, not a curated record